Messenger RNA from Mauremys mutica (yellowpond turtle), 7205 nucleotides. RefSeq names its product solute carrier family 44 member 2 (gene SLC44A2). Gene Ontology annotation, molecular function: choline transmembrane transporter activity. Bases 245 to 2392 code for a protein of 715 amino acids. The record is from RefSeq and is a predicted model, not a curated record. Gene Ontology annotation, cellular component: membrane. NCBI's taxonomy places the organism in Eukaryota, Metazoa, Chordata, Testudines, Geoemydidae. Gene Ontology annotation, biological process: transmembrane transport; choline transport. The transcript is spliced from 23 exons.
GCGGGCUGUGCCGGGCGAGCGGCUGCGGCGGAGCAGCGCGGGGUGUCGGGGAACGCAGCUGCCCGCUGGGGCCAGGACAGCGAUGGCGAAGGGGCCGGGCCGGAAGGACCAGGACGGGACUUACGGUUAGACCAGUUCAGCCAGAGAGGAAGAGGGGCCCCGGGAGCUCGACUGGGCAACUGAUCCCCGACUGCCUGGGGGAGUCGAAAGGAAGCGAGCUGAGCUCCUGCAGCGAGGUGCUGGCAUGGCGGGAGAUGAAGAGAAUUAUUAUGGCAAACACGGGACGCCACAGAAAUAUGACCCAUCAUUCAAAGGUCCCAUUCAUGACAGGAGCUGCACUGACAUCGUCUGCUGUAUCCUCCUCGUCAUUGCCACUGUUGGCUAUGUCGUUGUGGGAAUCGUAGCAUGGACACACGGUGACCCCAGGAAGGUGAUUUACCCCACAGACAGUCGUGGGCAGUUCUGUGGCCAGCUGGGAACUCCCAAUGAGAACAAGCCUUUCCUGUUUUACUUCAACAUCCUAAAGUGCGCCAGCCCCUUGGUGUUGCUGGAGUUCCAGUGUCCGACCAAACAGAUCUGUGUGAAUAAGUGCCCAGAGCAGUAUCUCACGUACCUGAAUGCCAGGAAAGAAACCAAAGACUUUGAGUACUACAAGCAGUUCUGCGUCCCAGGAUUUGACAAUCCGCAGAAGAGCCUCCCAAAAGUGCUGAAGGAUGGAGACUGUCCGUCCAUGAUCACUCCCAGCAAACCCUUGGCGCACAGGUGUUUACCAGCAAUCAACACCAAGAAAGGGGUCAUCAUGGUUGGGAACGACACGACCUUUGACGAUGGACUGGGACAACGAAGGAGUGUGACAGAGCUGGUGGAGGGGGCCAAAAAAGCAAACAUGGUUCUGGAAGCAAGACAACUGGCCAUGAAGAUCUUUGAAGAUUACACAGUUUCCUGGCACUGGAUAAUAAUAGGUCUCGUGAUUGCCAUGGUGUUCAGCUUCAUCUUCGUUGUCCUGCUUCGCUUCCUUGCUGGGAUCAUGAUCUGGGUUAUGAUUGUGCUGGUGAUCUUGGUGCUCGGAUAUGGAAUUAUCCACUGUUCCCUGGAAUAUGUCCGUCUAAAAGGAGAAGCAGGCUCUGAUGUUACCCUGAAGGACCUGGGAUUCCAGACGGAUCUGCGUGUCUAUCUCCACCUGAGGCAAACGUGGUUGGCCUUCAUAAUUAUCCUGUGCAUCAUAGAGGUGAUCAUCAUUCUGUUACUCAUCUUCCUCCGCAAGAGGAUCCUCAUUGCCAUUGCGCUCAUCAAGGAAGCCAGCAGGGCUGUUGGUCACAUCAUGACGUCGCUGGUGUUUCCUCUGUGCACCUUCUUCCUGGUGUGUCUCUGCAUUGCUUACUGGGCCAGCACCGCUGUUUUCUUAUCUACUUCUAAUGAGGCUGUCUACAAGGUGUUUAACGAAACGUCUAAAUGUGAUUAUGCUGGGCAGACCUGCAUACCAGAGACAUUCAAUAUGACCAACAUCACCAAGCAGUGCCCAGAAGCCCGCUGCCUCUUUGCAUUCUAUGGGGGAGAGACGGCCUACCACAAAUACCUCAUCAUCUUCCAGAUCUAUAAUGCCUUUAUGUUCUUCUGGCUGGCCAACUUUGUGAUUGCGCUGGGCCAGGUCACGCUAGCCGGAGCCUUUGCUUCCUAUUAUUGGGCCUUCAAGAAACCCGAUGACAUGCCGGCUUUCCCCCUCUUCUCCUCCUUCGGCCGGGCACUCAGGUAUCACACUGGCUCGUUGGCCUUUGGGUCUCUGAUUCUUGCCAUUGUCCAGAUCAUCAGGGUCCUUCUGGAGUAUCUGGAUCACAGGCUGAAAGCUGCUGAGAAUAAGUUUGCCAAGUUCCUGCUGACCUGUCUCAAAUGCUGCUUCUGGUGCCUGGAAAAAUUUAUCAAGUUCCUGAACAGGAAUGCAUACAUCAUGAUUGCCAUCUAUGGCACCAACUUCUGCACUUCAGCCAAGAAUGCAUUCUUCCUGCUCAUGAGGAACAUUAUCAGGGUGGCUGUUUUAGAUAAAGUCACAGAUUUUCUGCUCUUCCUUGGUAAACUCCUCAUCGUGGGAAGUGUUGGAAUCCUCGCCUUUUUCUUCUUCUCCCAGCGGAUAGAUGUGGUUCAGGACAGUGCACCUACUCUCAAUUACUAUUGGGUCCCUAUCCUGACGGUGAUCGUGGGCUCCUAUCUCAUUGCACAUGGAUUCUUCAGCGUCUAUGCCAUGUGUGUGGACACCCUCUUCCUUUGCUUCUGUGAAGACCUGGAGAGGAAUGAUGGAUCUCCUGAGCGACCUUACUACAUGUCCCCAGAGCUGAGUGAAAUCCUGCUGAAGGGGAGCCUAGAAUCAUCCAAAAGUGCUGAUAGCUCGGCUCUCUGAGCAGGGAGGGCUAGCACAUGUGGGUGUCUUGUAGAAGACUUGUGCUCACCCAGCCAAUCUGUAAUUGUGUGGCAUUCUUCCAAGGCUCCACCCUGGUGGUGCAUGAUUUUCAGCUGCUUGUCUUUGGAAUUCUUGAGGGUAGACGGGGGUGUUGAUUUUGGAAGGACAGUGCAAGUGGGUGAAUGCUGUAUCAAAUCCAUGUUCCUUCCCCCAACUAAUAUUCUUGUACCAAAAUGGGUGGAACUGUAAUUGGGACUCUUGUGCGUUUGACAUAAUCAUCUCCUAGAAUGAAGCUCGAGUCCCACCUGUCCAUUGAUGCAUGAUAGGUUAGCAAAAUGUUACCUAAGCAACAAGACUCUGCCUCCACAGAAGCCAAAGUUGGGUUUAUAGAGACCCAGGAUAGCGUAUAUCUCACUCAUUAAAAAAAUUACCUUGCAUCCUCCUCUACUCUCAAUUGCCCAUAAUGAAAGGGGCAUUAUAGCUACUUCUGGAAUGUCCCUUAAAAGUUGACUGAUUUUUGCUCUGUCCUGUUCUAUGCUCUAUUUGUGGGGGAGCCAUUUCUCUUUACAGUUGGUGAGAUGCUAAUUUGUAGAAUGAUCAAGAGGUUUACAGCUGCCCGUAUGUCAAUCUGUUCUGGAUGCAACUAUAUUUUCCUCUUUAUUGCUCAGCCCCAAGCUAGCUGCAAAGAGAAAUUAACCACUUUUCUCACUACUAUUUCUAUGCAAAGUGGAGCUGGCAGAUCUGAAGUUUUCUUUACUAGGUGGCAUAUGCUUCACUUUCAAAUCUGUUGUUGUGUCCAUGAGGGUCCUGGAAACCUUUGUGUCCCAAAAUGGAAUUCUCUCUGUUUAAAGUAGGAAACUUGUAGUUGCUGUUUUCUCACACUGACUCUUCAGAGAGGUUAUUUUUGGGGAAUGAACAAGUUGGCAGGAAUUUUUUUUAAUAUAAUUUUUUUAAAGUCGAAAAAUCUAAUUGAUCUUUUCACUCGUAUGUACAGCUUGACUUGUAUAGAAUUCUUUCAGUCUGUCUCCCACUUCCUGGUUGGCUACUCGCUUAACUAGUAACUAAAUGGAAGAUGGCGGAUCUUUGUGGUAACCGACUUACAGAACUCUGCUCAUUCCUGAGGUAGUUCAGAUGAUGUUUGUCCCAUUUUUCCAUGAGAAAGAUAGAUGGAGGGGGUAAAGCAGCUUUCCAGGGUUAUAGCCUCCAGGUGUUUCAAAUAAGAUCCUGGCACCUUCUUAGCUCACAGCCCAGCACAGUCAGGACAGUUGGGUAGAAAAUAACUGAAGCUGAGCUACACAGAACAGAAAGGGACUCCUUAAAUAGCUACUAUGAUUUCCCUUUAGCCACUAGACCAUCCAUCAAGUCUAGAUGCCACAAGAAUCUGUGAUUAUGUACCCAGUGUUAAUGACUGGAAGAGCAAGAGAAAAUGGCAGAUAUUACAUUUGGAAGGUGUUGCAGCAUGAUGGUGGACAGAAAUAGUACAACUGAAUCUAGAGAGAUUUGACGGAUGGCCAGUUUUUAAAGUUUUCGGCAUCUAAAACAUAUGCCCGCAAACACCCGAUGGAUCUUCCUUAUUUUCUCCUUACUAUAUCAAGGACCAGAAGGAUGUUGUGUGGGGUUUGUUGUCUUAUUUUGAUUGAUUGAUUUAGGAAGGGUCUCUUCCUUGAGGACUCAAUUCUGCAAACAUUGCCAAAUCUUGCAUUACAAAUUCCCAUCCAAACAAGGUUCCCAUAUUUUGAGUCUUAUCCUUUUAGGAAAAAGUUGCUGGGUUUUGAUGCUCGUGCCCUCAUCACUAUGCCAUCAACCUCAAAAUAUUCCAGGACUGUUUCACUAAGCUAUGAAGCUGAUGGUCUCUGUGAUUUUUGGCUGUUAGUCUCCUAUGGCUUUUGCUGGAGCUGCUGCUCUGCUUUGAACGGCUAGCGUCUGAACAAUAUAUUCUGUGCCAGGGACAUGCCUAAUUAUUAUGUAGGUAAAAGCAGCAGAGAGUCCUGUGGCACCUUAUAGACUAACAGGCGUUUUGGAGCAUGAGCUUUCGUGGGUGAAUACCCACUUCGUCGGAUGCAUAUUAUCUAUGUACUGUAUGUUGACAAGGGUGUUGUACACUAGGUGAACUGUGCCAAACAAAUAACAAGUGACUUGCUUUACAAUCAAGUCAUGAGCAGUUACGCUAUACUGAAGAACAAUGAAUGAGCACUGUCUUGCCACACUAUCCCGAAGUAAUGGUAAUCUCUGUAUUUCCAGGCAAUGGUAGUAUUGAGGAACCUGUUCUGUUCAUAUAGGAGGAGCCACUGUCUUAGCUGAUUUGUAACCUCACACUUUAGACCCCCUGCUCCUUCCAAAUAGAUGUUGAUAAACAGCCUCCCUUCAGGAGUCCAAUACUCUGUCUUUAAAAUGGGAGUGGUACAAGUGUAAUUGUGACUUUUACAUUUGGAAGCUGCAUAUAUCAAGGGUUUUAGAAGAAAGACAGAAUACACAUACAUGCACUGCCUGUGAGAAGCAGAAGGGCAUCCACAUCUCAACUAGGUAUUUAACGGAUGAGUAUUACAUCUGUUCUUUUAGCACUUGUCUGUCUCUAGACUUCUUAACUGCACCUUCCAUCACAGGGACCACAGCAACUUUCCCCAGCAUUCAACUCAGUCUGAAUCAUGAAAAGUUUGGGCAUGCAGAUGUGAGAGCACCUGCUGUUUAAAUGGCACUGAAAACAAAUUUAUUCCUACGGGGCUUGGCAAGCCCAGUAACUGGUUCUAGUCUGAGGUGUUUACAACCCUGCAGUACUUAAGCUCUGAAUUUUAACCCCCCCCUCCCUCCUGCAGUGGAAGACCUGGAACGUAAUGAUGGUUCAUCUGAAAAGCCUUACUUCAUGUCGUCUGACCUGAAAAAACUUCUGAACAAGACAAACAAAGGUCACUUGGAUGCAUAGCAGCCUCCUCUUUCCUCACUGCUCUCUUCACUUCUAUUUGUCCCUUCCCAGUUUCCAUUUCAGGAGCAACGCUGCAUGGAUAACAUACAGCAUUAAGUGCUCUUAGUCCAAUAUUCAAACCUUGUUAGUACAUUGUGAACUGCAGUAUCCUUUACUCAAAUUACCAUGGACGGCUUUGGCUGUCAGCCUCUGCAUUGGCCACAAGCUUGGCCAGAGCAGUGGAAAUUGUUUCUGGAGAGCAUUUUGCUGGAUUUUCCUUCCUCAGAUCGAGAGAAGGGAUUAGUGUCAAUAGUUCUAUGUAAGAUUGUUAGGCAAUGCUAACUAAAAACUGAGCCCACUGCCCUAGUAGACAGGUAUUCAGUACUGCAGAACCCAACGCUACUGGGACUUUGUUGGUCUCAGGAGAGAGAUGAAGAAGUGAAUUGGUCAGUUUACAGCUGAGGCCCACUGAUGAAAGGUUAACUUGCCCUGCCUUUGUCCAUCUCCAUCUAUUCUAGAGACUGAAUUCAGUCUACAGGUGUGAAGCCAGCACCAAUCACAGAUUCACAGACACCAAAUGAAUUUUAAAAUAAAACUACUAAAUCUGUCACACCAGUAAAACUAUAUGAUUACCUCCUCCAUUAACUUGCUAGAACAUCACUAACCUACUUGACUGCACUCAGAUACUACCAUGCUGGACACAUUAAGUACCUGAACUGAUUGAGGAAUGCACCCAUUAAUGCCUCGUCUUCAUGGACGAUGGCAGGGACAGAAGAGAAAUCUGCAGUGUUAAUCAAGCUGUAGAACUUGAACAGCAGAGGAAAUGCAAAAUACUCAGAGAAGCACUUGGUAGGGAGCGUGCAUGUCUGGAUAGUCAUUAGUAUUACUGAUGAAAACUCUAUGUAUUUGUUUUGUCUCUAGUGAGAUUGACAGCCCAGGAGUGUGCUGCUUCUGUACCUUUAACUUGUUUGGUUUAUUGGAAAAAUCCAGCAUUAUAUGCAAAAACCCAUUUGAAUGCAUGGGAAAGAAAGGAUGCUUACUGUUGCUUUAUAUAUAUGUGUAUAUAUAAAAAAGAGUUGGCUAAUGUAAAAGUAUUGUUAACUGUGGUAAAAGAAACCAAAGGGUCAAACAAACAAACUUGCCUCACAGUUUUGAAAGCCACUGUAUUCUGUGAACUCUACCAUCUGAUGGGUGCGCCUGCUGGGAAGUUCCAGUCCAAGGGAAGCUUCCACCUAGAGAAACACCAGCAAUGUGUGUGAGAGAAAAAGUGAGACCGGAAUGCCACAAAGCCCAGUGUUGCAAAUUAAGUUAUCAGGCAUGUUAAGAAUCACUGUAGUUUCCUUUAAAUGGUCGUCAUCUCUGACUGUGUCCAAUGUUGGCAAAACUGGUAAUGUACCGCAGAGUAGACAGGACUCCGUUUGUUUUUUUUUACCAGUGAGCAGGGCUGGCCAAGAUGGUGGGGAAAAAGGACAGGUCUCGGGCCGCACUAGGGCAUCCACCGUUGCUACUGCUAGCUGUAAAUUACAGGUUCUGUUUUCACUAGUUUAGAUGGGGCCUUCUUGGGGAUAGGAAAGGUGGCCAACCUCAUGACUUCAUUUAUUAUUUGUAAUCUGCUUAAACAAAUUGCAGUGGGGCUAUUUGGAUGGUUUACAGCUUCUAAAUGAUGCAGGAGCACAGAGGUGCAAAGAGGCAUUGUGAGGUUAUCUGGACUCUCUCUUUAUUUUUUAAACAAAAAGGAAUUCUUUAUUUCAAAUAUUUUAAUUUGGCUAGUUAAUUGUAACAUUUAAUUUGUGCUAAAGGUUAUAUUUUACUUUUUUAUACCUAUUUCUAGUAACCUUUUGAUCCUGUAGUAUUUUUUGUAAGAUAUGAGAAUUGUUUUAUAUCUAAAAUAUUAAAGGGUUUUUUGGUUUUGUA